AUGGAUGAGUCGCGUAGCAACGCGACCAGCUACGGGCAGAUCAUCGAGUACAUACAGGACCGUCUUUACUUGGCCUCGUACACUCACCCGCCCAACGCGCAUACCCCCUUCCCGUAUCCCGCCGCGAAGCAGAGCAGGUCUCCCACCAAGCGCUCCUCGAGAGCCACGCAGGCCCCCACCGCUGUUAAGAAGCUCAACCCCCCUGUCUACUUUUCGAUCGACCGUAAGCUUCUGUACAAUGCUUUCCACGCCGACUUUGGUCCGCUGCACAUCGGUCACCUUUACCGUUUCGCUGUUCAACUGCAUGAAGUCCUGGGCGACCCUGCCAACGAGAACAGGCCAGUCGUCUUUUGGUGUCAUGCCGACUCGAGAAGUCGCGCAAAUGCCGCUUGUCUGCUCGCCUGUUACAUGGUUCUCAUUCAAUCUUGGCCCCCUCACCUUGCUCUCGCGCCUAUUGCUCAGAUGGAUCCUCCUUGCAUGCCCUUCAGAGAUGCGGGGUACAGCCAAGCCGACUAUGUUCUUACCAUUCAAGAUGUUGUUUACGGUGUAUGGAAGGCAAAGGAAGAGGGUAUUUGCAGCUUAAAAGACUUUAGCCUUGAGGAAUACGAGAGGUAUGAGCGCGUUGAUAUGGGCGACUUUAACUGGCUUACGCCGGAUUUCCUCGCUUUUGCAUCGCCUCAGCACCAGCCUGCUCAGGUGAUCCCGCCUACGCACAAGCUUUACGAGUCGGUACCUAAGACGAUUUCUGAACUUGAGGUGGCCGACAUCCCGACCCCGUUUAAGAAUGUCCUGCACCACUUCUCAACCCGUAACAUUGGUCUUGUCGUCCGUCUCAACUCACCUCUGUACUCUCCUACCUACUUCUCUGCUCUUGGCAUCCAGCACCUCGACAUGAUCUUCGACGACGGCACGUGCCCGCCUCUAAACCUUGUCCGGAACUUCGUCAACUUGGCACAUGAAAUGAUCACUGUGCGCAACAAGGGCAUUGCGGUGCACUGUAAGGCUGGCCUUGGUCGCACUGGUUGCUUGAUUGGCGCAUACCUGAUUUACAAGCACGGUUUCACGGCCAACGAGGUUAUUGCUUUCAUGCGUUUCAUGCGUCCGGGUAUGGUCGUUGGUCCCCAACAGCACUGGCUGCACCUCAACCAGGGUACUUUCCGCGAGUGGUGGUACGAGGAUUCGAUGAUGGCGAAGCUUGCUGCGAUGUAUCCGUCGACCCCGACGAAGGCUUCGCACAGGCAGCGCCUUGCCAGCAAUGGCCAGACCUUUACUCCUCCAAACGGAACCCACAAGCGUGCGGCCCUUGGCGAGAUCAACUCCAACGACCAGCGUACGUCGUCGAUGAACCAGGGAAUACACGACGAAAAUCUACCUGCACCCACGCCAGGACAGCCGCGUAAAACCAGUAAAAUAUACGGUACCGGCAGUCGACACCAAUCACCUCGACGUACUUACGAGAAUGAUCCACCUCUUCCUACAGAGUCUGAAUCUGAAGAAGAGCAUCAACUCCGGUUACUGGCGAAGAGGAGUGUAUCAAGGUCUCCACAAGCAAAAUCCCCUUCUGCGAAAACACCACUUGCCCAAAGUAAUAGUAGUAAAAGGCGAGCGGUGAGUUGUACGACAACUGCCACAAUGACUACGACCACUGUGUGGAAUGGCAAUGAGAGCGAUGUCGAGAACCACGCACCAGCACCCAAGACACCAUCUACGAAAAGUGGCAGCGGCGCAGGUGCCAUCAGUGUCGGCAAAACCAGAAGUCCUACCAGGCGAGGUACCGAUGCUAGCAAGGCGGGGGUGAGAAAGACGAGUGGUAGAGUCGGGAGUAUGGGCAACGGUACCAGGGUCAAAUCGGCGAAUUGA
This is a messenger RNA of Aplosporella prunicola CBS 121167, 1860 nucleotides long. RefSeq lists its product as uncharacterized. Gene Ontology annotation, molecular function: protein tyrosine/serine/threonine phosphatase activity; protein serine/threonine phosphatase activity. Gene Ontology annotation, biological process: regulation of exit from mitosis; microtubule cytoskeleton organization; protein dephosphorylation. The record is from RefSeq and is a predicted model, not a curated record. NCBI's taxonomy places the organism in Eukaryota, Fungi, Ascomycota, Dothideomycetes, Botryosphaeriales, Aplosporellaceae. Gene Ontology annotation, cellular component: mitotic spindle midzone; spindle pole; mitotic spindle. Bases 1 to 1860 code for a protein of 619 amino acids. The transcript is spliced from 3 exons.